This is a messenger RNA of Perca fluviatilis (European perch), 870 nucleotides long. RefSeq names its product aryl hydrocarbon receptor nuclear translocator-like 1b (gene bmal1b). The record is from RefSeq and is a predicted model, not a curated record. Lineage: Eukaryota; Metazoa; Chordata; Actinopteri; Perciformes; Percidae. Gene Ontology annotation, biological process: circadian rhythm; regulation of transcription by RNA polymerase II. Gene Ontology annotation, cellular component: transcription regulator complex; cytoplasm; nucleus. Gene Ontology annotation, molecular function: RNA polymerase II cis-regulatory region sequence-specific DNA binding; DNA-binding transcription factor activity, RNA polymerase II-specific.
AUGAGCAGGCUCAUGCUCUCGCGACUAUCCACCCUGUUAAGAAGCUUCACAACCAGCAAAAACUUCUCUCGCAAAAGGAAAGGAAGCUCCACUAGCUCUGAUGGCUCUCGGUUUGUUGUUGACUGCGAUCUAGGGAAAACAUUGUUUGUUUAUGAAUCAGUAUACAAGAUCAUAUAGCCCGGUAGGUGCUGUUCAUUUGUUCUAAUGGGUCAGAGCCUGUUUGAUUACCUGCAUCAAGAUAUUUCCACAGUCAAGGAGCAGAUAUCCUCAGCAAUAACAGCAGCACAAAAGGAACUCACCAAUUCAAAAAGUAAUCCACAAUAAGAACACAUAUCAGUCCAAGUUCUUCAUGACUGUUCUGGGAUGAGACGCUCAUUUUUCUGCAGGAUGAAGUGCAACCGAAACAUGGAAGAUGAAGAUUUUCUCUCCAGCUGCUGGAAAAAGAAUUCAGAUUGGAAAGGCUUCUGCACCAUUCACAGCACUGGUAACUUAAAUAGUUGGCCCCCCACUGAGGUGGAUCUGGAUGAAAAUAACGAACCGGACAAUGAUGGAUGUAUCUUGAGCUGUCUGGUGGCUAUUGGUCGGUUGCAUCCUCACACUGGUUCUCAGCCGCCGCAGAAUCCCCACAAGGUCAAGCCUGUGGAGUUUGUCAUUCAUGCCAUUGACGGGAAGUUUGCCUUUGUAGAUCAAAGGGCCACUGCCAUUUUGGCUUAUUUACCUCAAGAGCUGCUGGGAACUACAUUUUACGAAUACUUUCAUGAAGAAUAACCAGAAUGUCACAGGCAAGUGCUGCAAAGAGAGAAGAUCAAUACAAACUGCUACAAGUUAAAAAUAAAAGAUGGCUCAUUCAUCACACUAAGAAGCCGAUGA